Messenger RNA from Acinonyx jubatus (cheetah), 14246 nucleotides. Its product is annotated as translation initiation factor IF-2-like. The record is from RefSeq and is a predicted model, not a curated record. NCBI's taxonomy places the organism in Eukaryota, Metazoa, Chordata, Mammalia, Carnivora, Felidae. The transcript has 3 exons. The coding region runs from base 1 to 759 and encodes 252 amino acids.
AUGGGGGAGAGUGGAGGGGAGAACAUUCCUGGCAGAGAACAGCCUAUGCAAGGUGGGGCUGAGCAGGUGCAUGACUUGUUGAGCAUACAAAUCAUUUCCCCCUUAGUCUCCAAGGGAGGGGGAAAAAAAAGCCCUCUUACUCUCUCCUUGCAGCCUGUGUUCUGCAUUCUGGAGAGGAGGCCGAGGCAGGUCUUCACGCACUCCCGCCGCCGUCCCCGCACGAAACUUUUCUCUCCCGGCCUGCUCUGUCCCUCCCGCCCGGGCAGAGACGGUGGGCGCCCAGCGUGCCCCUCUGAGGGCACGGGCCCCAGACCCCGAGAGGCGUCUGUCUCUUUAAAUUCCAGCUGCGCGGUCGGGAAACAGCGCCACUCGGCGCCCAGGCCGGCUGGUGGCUUCGAGCUCGCUCGCGCUCUCGCUCCCGGCUGCGCGCCGCGGAGGGCUCGCUCGGCCCGCGGGCUGCUCGGCGGCGGCGGCGGCGGCGGCGCGGGGCGGGGAGGCGCGGCCCGGCCGAGGAGGGAAGAAAGAGCGAGCCGGGCCGGGAGAGGCGCCGCGCCCGGUCCCGCGCCCACGCUCGGCGGCCCCAGCAGUUUCCUUCGGGGUGACGAGGAUGUGCCUGGGCUGCGGGUUUUUUUUUUUCCUUCUCAAGACGAUUUCCAUAGUAACCUGAUCAAGUGGCUCAGUAUCGCAAACCUGAGGAUUUCCGCGGCCCGCCGGCUUGACCUCAGUCAGGUUAAGGGGAACUGUGUAAUUAUUUAUUAAAAUGGAAAACUGUGAAGAAAGAAAAAGAUAGCAGUUGGAGUUAAAAUUCCUGGAUGAAUAUUUUGCUUUUUGAGACAUCAACAUUUAAAAACGAUAUGCUGAUUUGGAAAGUCCUGGGAGUACAUUGCAAAAUUCAUCUUUUCCAUUCAAUAAAUGGACUUUUUAAUCACUCCUUGGAGUUGAGGAAGUUCGGAGACAGUGUGUGAUGGGAAAUGUGGCAUGCCAGUGUUUUCCUGGUGAUUGCAUCUUGGAUUAGGUUGCUGCCUAUUUGAAGAGAUUCCAUUUUGAAAAGCAAGAACCCACUGUGAUGGAUGUCUCUUCAGAGAUGAGCAGACAUGGGAAGAAUCCAGUGAGUCACAAGCUAGAAGAUCAGAAGAAGGUAAUGCAAUACACUUCUUUUUGCUUGGUCCUUUUUGUUUAUGCUUAGCGAGAAUUUUCUGAAUUGCAAAUGAAUGUGGUUUAGGAGAUAAAAUAACAUACUUUUUCAUGGAAAUAAAUCCCUCCAUAUAGCCAUGUAUAGCUUUGGGUCUGGAUCUCAUUACCAGUUGGUGGUUUUGUUUCUGAAAUCUUCUGAAUUCAUCCAUCCAAUAGGUUGGCAAAGGAUUCUGUGGUGUUCUCUCACUCUUGACUGUGUUCUAGUGACCUGCUGGCCUGACCUCGUGGAACAGUUUUCUGAGAUCCAGGAUUAGGUAUGAGUCAUGGGGCAUUGCUAGAGUAAUGGAGCAAGUUAGAGCGCUCCUAAAAGAGAACACCUGCCUUGCUGCCAAUAGAAGGUGUAGUUGGCAUGUGAAAUUCUCCGAUUUCAUGUCCUUGGGGCACAUCAACUUAAGCCUUCUCAUUUUUACAGCUGGCCUGGAAAGAGAGUCAUGAGGAAGCUGUGAGCUUUGGUUUGACUCUUCAUGUGUGAUGUCAAAGGAACUAAUGGAAAGUAUCAAAAUAGUUCUGUGGUAAUAUUUAUUUUUAAAUGGGGUUAGAGAGGUUCUGAGUGAGAAGCUGGGAAUUCAAUCUGAGGUUUGCACUUAAACCUCAUUUUUCUACCUUCUUAGAAAUUCUUACCUGCUAAACUGCUGUGCUAUAGUGAGAAUCAUCCAGAGAGUACUUACUAGAAGGGUCAAAGAUGGUACCAGGAGAGAAAUCCCACUCUUAAUAAAAUAUAUUAUCUUUUGUGGUGCUUUCAUUGAUUCCAUUAGUAUAGGAGAGGUGUGUGGGGACCCAGUGGCUAAGUCACAAAAUCAAGGAAUAAUGAGAUAAUAGAAAGGAUAUUUUUAGUUACACCUGGAUCUAAGGGCAUGAUUAAAGUUUGUGUUUACAUCUGUCUUAGAAAUUUGUUGACUAGUCCUUUUGUACUCCCAGGAGACAACUAGCUCUUUUGCAGUUUUGGAGGUAGGAAGUUUCGAAGAGGCCAUGUAGACAAUAGCUUGUUAAUUUGUUCUGACGUUUUGACGAGUGCCACUAGAUGAGGGGCCACAGUGAUUGCUGUGCAUCAAUCCGGGCAGAAAUGGACGGAUUAUUUAUGCCCAACUGGUUCUUUCAUUGGGUUUACCUGCAGUAUAAGUAAGUCUUGGAAAUACUAAGUAGCAUAAAAUCCAAGAUGCCUAGAGUCAAUUUCGACUUCAAUGUGGAUAUGAAUUUCUGCACAAAUAAGUGUGUUACCAGGAAUGUUGUUGGUGUUUCAAGUGUUCAGCAUUUUUUUCUUCCGCUGAUACUAAGGGUGUUAUUCCAAAUAGAUGGCAAGAUUAUUUUCCAUCUAAACCAUGCUCUGAAAUUUCUUAACUACGGAGGGGCUAUUUUAUCAUUUUCUCUAUCUAUAAUUUUUAUUUAUUUAAAAAUUUUUUUCAACGUUAAAUUUUUUUUUCAACGUUUGCAGAGAGUGCAAGCGGGAGAGGGGCAGAGAAAGAGGGAGGCACAGCAUACGCAGGCUCCAGGUGCUCUGAGCUGUGGGCACAGAGCCCAACGUGGAGCUCGAACUCAGGAACUGUGAGAUCAUGAACUGAGCCGAAGUCGGACGCUCAUUUGACUGAGCCACCCAGGCGCCCCUCUAUCUACAUUUUUUUUUAAUGUCCUUAACUAUGAUGGGUAAUUUGCUUACUGUAUUAGAUUGGUUAAGAGGGAAGCAAGUAAUAGGUAAGCGGUUGAUAAUACAGAAAUCUGACUUUUGGAGGAAGCCCUGCUUUUCUGGCGGGAAAGAAAAGCACCCCUGCAGGUGCUAUCAUUUUCUUUCCUGAAUAAGAGAUUCUUUCUGCAAACACAGAAGGGAUUGCAAGCUGACGAAUGGAAUGAAUUCUUCAAGUAAUUCUGAAAAUUCCUUGUAUGAAACUUUAACCAAUGGUCUCUAAUGAGGCUUAGUUUCCCAGGCCAGUUCACAAAGGACUGUUCAGCUCAUAAAUAAUAGUAAUAGAGUUUAGGCAAACUAUGGAGAGCCAUGGCUCUGUGGGAAAAUUAAAAAGACCAGUGUGGUAGUGUGGAACAAGAGAAUCCCCAUUCAACUGUAGCCUUCUAGUCGGUAGGGAGAUGGGAGGAGGCAUGAACAUUUUCAGUGAGCAUUAUCAAGACAGAAAAUGGGAUACUAAUGAUUUCCUGGGUGUCCGAUUUGUGUGAGUAUUCACAUUGAGUCAGCUAGAAAUUCAGAUGUUGAUCGAUUAAUUGAUAAGGACUUAAGAUUCAGAUUGAAGUGUUAGCAGGAACCCCUAGUCUCAAUGACAGUUUUUUGAGUCUGCAUUGAGGAGAAAAAUGAAACGUAACAUCAUACAUCUUCGUAGACUAAACUCUGGGCACAGCCCUGCCACCACACAAUUGCCAACAGAGAUUAUAAAAUCAUUCAUGCAAUUACUUCGAGUGUUUGUAGUCCUUUGUGAUGAAUUAAUUUAACAGGCACAGCGUUUCACAACAGUGAAAUAAAAUACAUUUAUUCCAACUCGUGACUUAAUCCAGAGGUGAAGCAUCUUUUUGAUACUACUGAAAAAAUGUGUUCUUCUCCCAGUGUUUGUGGCCUGCGGUAGAUAUUUAAAGCAAGACGCAUGGAACUGACUUCAAUAUAGGCUCCUAUUUUGAACACUGCCCCGCUGAUUUUUUUGUUCAGUCUACAAAUAACUCGUUAGAUUUUUGUUCUUUUUUUUUCUUUAUUUAUUUUGGGGGAGGGCAGAAAGGGGGAGAGAGAAUCCCAAGCAGGCUCCAUGCUGUGAGUGCAGAACCCAAUGUGGGACUCGAUCUCAUGAACUGCGAGAUCCUGAACUGAGCUGAAAUCAAGAGUCAGCCACUUAACCCACUGAGCUACCCAGGCACCCCAUUAGCUUUUGUUCUUGAUUUAAAAUGUAUGAAUUUGUACUUAGUGUGCUCUACUUCCAAAUAGAAACCGUUAGGAUACUGGGCACAUGAGUUUGUAUGUGUGCGACUCUGGUGAGUAGGGAAUGUCAGGGAAGAGGUAAUUUAUGGAGUGCUUACUAUACCAGGAGCAUGCUUGGUCCUUUCCAGUUCAUGAAGAAAGUGUCUUUCUAUAAAGAUGAAAGGUGGUUUUACCUUUUCCGUCUCUCCUUAAGAAAUUUGGUCCUGUAAAAUUAAUGACAAGUUCCUCAAAAAUAUAUAUACAAUAUAUAUGUAUAUACAAUAUACAAAAAUAUAAAUAAAAUAAAAUAAUAUAUAUACCAUUAUUCAAAAUUAAAGCUUUCAAAAUGUGUGUGACUCCUUAGGCUUCUUUAAAAUAAUGCCCCAUCACCUGACUAAAUCUGGAAAACAUAGAUAAAGUUUAAAGGUGUCAUAUCUACAAGUCCUAUCUGAAGAACUCUUCAUUAUGGAUAAACCGGAGAUGUGGAUCUUAUAGGAGCUGAGAAUACUUCUAAGAAUCUCAACUCAACCUGGAUUAGUGUAGGGGUAGGUGGAAUUCAAUUCUCUUUUUGAUUCCUGUGAUUUUUAUCAGUAGAAUGGUCAGUUAGCGUUGGCCCAUUAUCCUGCACUUGGCAUUCUCUUUCUGGAAUGUCCCAGAUGGGAAAAUGAUCCUGGCAUCUCAAAGUUCCUGAAUGCCCAUAAUGAGGUGUUUUAUUUUUGAAAACUUGACCUUUUGACCCAUGUUUGCUCCUUGUGCCAGUGAGUUCGGGAUAUUCCUUUCCACUAAUUUUAUUGCUUUGUGGGAUUCUUUCUGCAGAAGCCCCUGGAACAGUGAAAGCCCAAUAGGUACAAACGUCACUUCUAUUUAAUUAAUUGUGAACUUGAACUGAAAAGCAGAGCUCAGUAGGUUUUACUGUCACUCAACUGCAGCAGUUUGCAGUUCAGACAGCCCUGGGACACUGCUUUAUUGGUCCAUGAAUAUUUUGUGUAUUAAAACAAAGCAUUUGUCAUAGUCAACAGUUUGCUAGGUUGUGCUGAAAAGGGUAACAGGGACACACAUUUUGAAAUUAUGGCAAUGAAAUGCAAUAAAUAUUUAGUGACCUGUUGGAAUAACUUUGUUUUUCUGUUCUCUGAAGCAGAAUGGGAUGAAGAGUAUUACUGAAUAUAUGCAGAGAUAUUUACGUUUAUGGAAAUGUCUAAGACUGAUGUCAUAUGAUUUUACUGCCUAAAAUCAUAUCUUUUACAUAUUAGUCAGCAUUAUUUUCACACUGCCUUGCAAAAAGCUCGAGAUAAAUUCUAACACAUCAUGUCUUCUUAAGAGAUGGCAAUUACUUCAAAAGUAACACGAUCUGAGUGUAGUGAAUGGGAGUCUGAGAUGUGGAAAGUCAUGUAAAAUGAGAGAAAUGAUUGUAUUAAUUAAUAGAAAAGGGGAUGCUGAUAUGGACAAAGCUUGCUAGUUGAAGGGCAACUCCAGUGAUGUUGUGACUUAAAAUCAAGUUUAGAUAGGGGUUAGAAAAAGCAUCAUCUGCAAGUGCCAUUGAGGGCUUCAUCAGUGUCUCUCCCCAUAGACGAGUUUUGUUUGUUUUUCAGUUGACAUCAAACAGAAGAGUGUGGUCCAGGUUCAUAACUGCAGACAACUAUGUUAGGCUACUCCAAUAAUUUUACUGAAAACCUUGCUCACAAUGAUUACCAGUGCUUUAUAGAGCAAAAAUAAUUUAUCAGUUUAAAUCUAGCCUACUUUUUCAUUUACUAUUUUUCUUUUAGUGUGCUGAUUGGGAUUAUCCUCACAGGUGUUGAGAACUACUUGAAAUUGUUGAUGUUGGAAGCUGAUUAAAAAUCUGUGUUCUUAAGAGAAAAUAUGAAGAUAAGUCACUAGAGAAGGCUUAGAAUAGAUCUAGGCUUUUCAUUCAUUCUUUGAUCUUCUUGAAGGAUGGACUCAUUACAUGGUGCUUUAUUUUCAUAAAUCUGCCUGACUUCUUUUUUGUUAGUAUGUCUGAGAUAUGUUAAAAGGUCCGUAAGGGAGCAUGAGGUUUCUGAAACAAAGUCACAUCAUUUAUUAAUCAUCCAAUGUGAAGCAUGACUGCUAAUAUGAAUCGAUUAUCUGUGGGUUUCAACAAAAUUGAUGAGUCAUCUGGUUGCUGAUUAGCCAAAUUUUUAAUUUUUGAAAUUCAUUGAGCAGGUAUUCGGCAAUGAUAUUAUAUAAAUCUGGAAUCCAUGUGGAGACACAAAUAUGAAGGCCACGUUCACAAAGAAACUAGUACUGAAAUUGUGGCAUUCUGUGAUACUGCCCCUAAUUUCUGCCCCUGUUGUGUGUCUUAAAAAAGCUGCUGCAAACAGCUGUCUCCCAGCCACUUUACCUGGAGUUCUCUAAGAAUGAAUUAGAUAAGGUGGGCUCUUUUUCUGCUGAGCAGUGAUUCUAGAAACUUCUCUCUCAGAUGUGAACUUGGAUAAAACUUCUUUUAAAGCUUCUUCUAUCAUAUCAUAGGUGGUCCCCAAAUAGACCUCUUCUGAAAGUUUAUAUGGCCACUUGCCUUUUUGGUCCUGACCACAUACGUUCUCAGUGUAAACAGUAUUUGUGCUAACAGGAAGAAUUGGUAAUAGAUAAAAGUGAAUAUUGUAUACCAUGCUUAAUGGUUCUACUCCUUGGUUCUAAACUAGACCAUGUUCUGUUUCCUGAUUGGUGAAUUUUAGAUGUCAACAGGUGUAAUGACUGCACAAUCUUCAUAAGAAUAAACAGAUACAACAGGCCCAAGAUGGAUGGAUGAUACUUGAGUGAUGUGAUACACAUUUUGAGCAUUUUGAAGGCAAAAUUACAUGUUAGUUGUUGUUUGGUUAUUACUUGUCAUUAAUUAUGUUCUCAAUGAUAAUGAUUACUAAGAUAUAAAGUUUAGUAAGUUUUAAUUCCUGUUUAUUCUUAAAUACUUUUUUCUGUUUUGGUAUUGACAUGUGAAUUCUGGCUUUUAUCAUUCCAUAAAGGAAUGACUGAAACUAAUUUUUUCAUCUAAAAUAUAUUGGAAAAAUGUGACCACAUGCAAUACAGAAAACUUGGAAUACAUCAAUAGACUGACUUGCUCUUACCUUUCAAUACAUAUAUUAUUAUAUUUUUAUGUGUUCAUAUCUAGUGUGUGUGUAUACAUACACAUACAACUUUUUAAAGCAGAUAUUAUAAUAUUGUGUGGCCUGUUUUGAAUGGCCAAUCAUAUCAUUGUCAGUUUCUCUUUAAAAUUAUGUUCCUAAAAGGAUUGAGACUUUCCUCCAUUUGACCAUAUGAAUAAAUACUUUUGAACAUAGCACAGUCAUUUUAUUUUUUAAUUUAAUUUUAUUUUUUUAAAGUUUUUAAUGUUUGUUGAUUUUUAAAUUUUUUUAACGUUUAUUUAUUUAAAAAAUUUUUUUAACGUUUUUUUAUUUAUUUUUGAGACAGGGAGAGACAGAGCAUGAACGGGGGAGGGUCAGAGAGAGGGAGACACAGAAUCUGAAACAGGCUCCAGGCUCUGUGCUGUCAGCACAGAGCCUGACGUGGGGCUCGAACUCACGGACCGUGAGAUCAUGACCUGAGCUGAAGUCAGACACUUAACCGACUGAGCCACUCAGGCGCCCUACGUUUGUUCAUUUUUGAGAGACAGAGACAGAGCGUGAGUGGGGGAGGGGCAGAGAGAGGGGGAGGCACAGAAUCUGAAGCAGGCCCCAGGCUCUGAGCUGUCAGCACAGAGCCCGAUGCGGGGCUCGAACUCAUGAAGUGUGAGAUCAUGUCCUGAGUUGAAGUCUGACUCUUAACAGACUGAGCCCCCCAAGCACCUCAUAGCACAGUCAUUCUAAACCAAUAGUUCACCUGUGUCCACUUGCCUCCUUCGAGGUUCCAGGUAAUUAUAAGAGGGUAGACUGAGAAUUCUACAAAGCUUACCCUGAGGUAGCCACAUGGACAAAAAACCUAUAAAUGCACAUAAAAAUACCAUUAAAAAGUGCUGAACAUCAAAAUCGGGGGCGGGGGGGGGACUUGCUCAUUUCCACGGGUCAAAGAUUUGAGAUUAAUCAUGAAAUCAGAGUACACGUUGGCACCAGAAUGGAGUGGGAAGCAAGAACAUGUGUAAGCAGAGAAGAGUCAGAGUGGGAUGCCAUGAGCUGGGAGUGGGAUGAUACGGGGAGUGCAAUGACUUGUCUGGUUUGUGUCUUGUACAGCAGGCUACUUGCUGGUGAGCAGAGCCAUCUGAUUUAAUCACACGAGGACAGGGUGGCAGCAUUUUUUGUUUUUUUCCUACUUGGGGACUGACCAGAUGUCUCCCAGACAUGAUAUUCAGUGAAUACACAAAUGCCUGGGACAAGAGUUACAUGAAGCAAAGCAGAUUUAAUGAUAUGUUCUAAAAGCACCGGACAUAAGAAAUUCUGGCAGUUUUAUAUGCAAAGUUGGGCAAUUUUUAUGAGAAAUAAGCAAAAAAUCAUCAAGUCUUCGAAGUAUGCUCUGAGGAACAGUAACAGUAUUCUAAUCAGAAAUGUAUAAGAAAUGCAGAGUCUCAGGCCCCACACCAGAACUACUGAAUCAGAAUGUGCAUUUGAACAAGAUAUCCAGGUGGUUCAUUAAUGCACAGCAGUAUUGGAGAAGCACUGCCCUAGAGAUCAUGCCUGAGAGCUUCUCAGUGGGACUAAGCUUUUUUUUUUUUAAAUAUAUUGUAUUUCUUUAUUUUUAAUUUACAUCCAAGUUAGUGAGCAUAUAGUGAAACAAUAAUUUCAAGAGUAAAUUCCUUAGUGCCCCUUACCCAUUUAGCCCAUCCUCUCUCCCCUCCCGUAACCCUCUGUUCUCCAGAUUUAUGAGUCUCUUCUGUUUUGUCCCCCUCCCUGGUUUUAUGUUCUUUUUGCUUCCCUUAUGUUCAUCUGUUUUGUAUCUUGAAGUCCUCAUAUGAGUGAAGUCACAUGAUAUUUGUCUUUCUCUGACUAAUUUCGCUUAGCAUAAUACCCUCUAGUUCCAUCCAUAUAGUUGCAAAUGGCAAGAUUUCUUUUUUCUUUUCUUUUUUUUUGGUAUCUCAUUUUUAUUUCUUUUUUUUUUAAUAUAUGAAAUUUAUUGUCAAAUUGGUUUCCAUACAACACCCAGUGCUCAUCCCAAAAGAUGCCCUCUUCAAUACCCAUCACCCACCCUCCCCUCCCUCCCACCCCCCAUCAGCCCUCAGUUUGUUCUCAGUUUUUAAGAGUCUCUUAUGCUUUGGCUCUCUCCCACUCUAACCUCUCUCUUUUUUUUUCCUUCCCCUCCCCCAUGGGUUCCUGUUAAGUUUCUCAGGAUCCACAUAAGGGUGAAAACAUAUGGUAUCUGUCUUUCUCUGUAUGGCUUAUUUCACUUAGCAUAACACUCUCCAGUUCCAUCCACGUUGCUACAGAGGACCAGAUUUCAUUCUUUCCCAUUGCCACAUAGUAUUCCUUUGUGUAUAUAAACCACAAUUUCUUUAUCCAUUCAUCAGUUGAUGGACAUUUAGGCUCUUUCCAUAAUUUGGCUGUUGUUGAGGGUGCUGCUAUAAACAUUGGGGUACAAGUGCCCCUAUGCAUCAGUACUCCUGUAUCCCUUGGGUAAAUUCCUAGCAGUGCUACUGCUGGGUCAUAGGGUAGGUCUAUUUUUAAUUUUUUGAGGAACCUCCACACUGUUUUCCAGAGCGGCUGCACCAGUAUGCAUUCCCACCAACAGUGCAAGAGGGUUCCCGUUUCUCCACAUCCUCUCCAGCGUCUAUAGUCUCCUGAUUUGUUCAUUUUGGCUACUCUGGUGUGAGGUGAUAUCUGAGUGUGGUUUUGAUUUGUAUUUCCCUGAUGAGGAGUGGCGUUGAGCAUCUUUUCAUGUGCCUGUUGGCCAUCCAAAUGUCUUCUUUAGAGAAGUGUCUAUUCAUGUUUUCUGCCCAUUUCUUCACUGGAUUAUUUGAUUAAGCUUUAGUUACCCACUCUUGGAGUAAGAUGCCCUUUAUUUUCUGUGUUCUGGUUCCUAUCUCCCUUCCCAACUUCUCUUCCAGUAUUUCCUGGCAUCAUCAGCUAAGUUAACUACUUGCACUUGAAUCAUUCUUUCAGGUUCUACUCUGGCAGAAGCCUAAACUAAGACAUUCUGUAUCUGGGGUUCUGGAACCAAUAUGGUGUAUUUGUUUCCAUCAGCUAGUGUUGGACUCUAAGUUAACACAGUUAUUUGGAAUUUAAAUUUUUCAGGAAUUCUUCUAUCUCAUUUAUUUAUUCCUAUUUUAUUUUUGGAUAUCCUAAGUGCACACCCAGAUAAUGGUGGUGUGCUGGCCCUCACUUGUACAAUAUGGCUAGCCCUGACUUAUAAACACUCAAUUAAGAGAUGACCCACUCACAGGACAGCUGCUGCCACCUCUCACUGCCACCCCCCACUGCCACCCCAUUAUCAACAGCCUCUGCAGCACAAAUUGUCCUAAGAAGUUGUUGAAGGAGCUGUGAGCUCCUUUCCCCAUCUAUUGCCUUCUUCAACCUAUUCACUAAAAACCAAAACACAAUUAUGAGACAUUUACUGAAUCUAUUGUUUGGCAUGGGUUUUUAUAUGAAAUCUUCCUAUUCACUCCUCUUUUCCUUUAGGGUUCCUUGCUGGGGCAACUAAAUAUACACAAAACAAUGUCUAAGUGGGAACAAAGAACUAGCUUUAUGAAAAGAGCAUGCAUGUAAAUGCUCCCAAACUCUCCUAAAAGUAGAUCUUCUCUUAGAUGCUAUGGUGCUUCAGUUCCAAAAGCCAAAUGUGGGUUUCCUCCUACCCUCAAAACUUGGAUCACUGCUCCAGUGAGCUGACCUGAAAAUACUAUGUUAGUUGUGUGGAUGAAGAUGGACAGAGAACCUACCCAAAGAGGAGGACCGUGUGGGGGGAGUUUAUCACAGAUGAGCAAUACAGUGGAAAAAAAGUGAUGAUGCCCAUGAUCUUACCUUUAGUAGAAAGAAACACUGCCCAAUAAUAAAACUUGGCCCAAUAUUUCACUCAUGACCUCACCCAUCAGGCUAGCAACGUCUUUGGGAGGAUCUAGUAAAAAGUAGUGUAGUAAACAGUGAAAAGCAAAGGAUCUAGAAUAAGAUGCCUGAAUUUGAUUUCUGGCACUUACUGAAAUUACUCAACUCUGUCCUCUCCUAGUUUUCUCAUUUGUGUUAUUUUAUAAAAUGAGAAUAUUUAAAACAAUUAUAUAUAAAGCAUUUGGAGCAAUGCCUUAUACCUACAAAACACUCAAUAAUUGGUAGCUUUUGGGGUGAACUAAAGAGUUGGGCAUGGUUUAUUUUCCCAUGUGAAUAGGCAAGAAUGUGAGUUAAUGGGCACAAGUGUUCCUCCCUUCUCAUCACUUGACUUCCUAUGAGGUCCGGCAAUGCUGGUCCUGAAUGACUUCCUGGUUAGUUGUAAUCACAGCAACUCAUUUUAGACUUCUCUCUACCAUCUGUGUUUAACAAUUUAAGCACUCAUAACAUUAGGCUUCCCAAAAUGUGAAGGGCUUCUUUAUUAGGGAGUGGGAACAAACUCUCCCUCCCUAUUCCCAAAAACACCGAAGUGGAACCAACCAAUCCUGGAUUAUGCACUGAGCUUAAGGUGGGUGGUGGGUCUGAGCAUUGUUUCUUGACCUAUAUUAAACUUGGUGUUAGUAGUUCAUGUGAGUCCAAGGCUUAGUUUGCCUGUUUUCUGGAGAGAGUCUGAGGAUAGUUGGUACCGAGGGAAUUUCAUCUGAAAGUAUGGAUAUCAGGUUAACUACGUGUGACUAGAGUUCAACCCUAGAGCCAGUCAGAAAAGAUGUCUGUGAGUUCAAAGGCUUUAAUUUUCUUAGGAUGACAAGUUUGAUAAACCAAAAUAUUUUCUGGCCAUGACAUAUUUAUAAAUACAGUUAUCCUUAGCUCAUGGUACAUUUUAAAUAAAAAAAGUAUUUUCUAAAUCCUAAAUAUUUAGGAUGAGUUUUGUUUCUGUUUUCAAGAGGAUAUAAAGAACAUUGAACUUGAGGAAAAUUCUCAGUUGAUGCAGGCUUUCUUUCUUUCAUUACCAAUGUGAGCUUGAGAGUGUAAAAAUGUAUAUAAAUUUUUUUUAACGUUUAUUUAUUUUUGAGACAGAGAGAGACAGAGCAUGAACGGGGGAGGGUCAGAGAGAGGGAGACACAGAAUCUGAAACAGGCUCCAGGCUCUGAGCUGUCAGCACAGAGCCCGACGUGGGGCUUGAACUCACUGACUGCAAGAUCAUGACCUGAGCCGAAGUUGGCUGCUUAACCGACUGAGCCACCCAGGCGCCCCGUAAAAAUGUAUAUAAUGAAGAUAUGUGAUGAAGCAAACAUGGUAAAAUGUUAACCAUACGUACCAACUAGUGGUAUGUAUAAAGGUGUUUACUGUAAAAUUGUUUAAACUUUUCUGUAUGUUUGAAGAUACAUAUAAGACAACAUGGGCAAAUAUAUUAAUAAGUGAUGUUUGCCAUCAAGGUAUUAACAUUCUAGUAGCAUAUGUAUAGUUUCUGUGCUUUACUUCCUUGAGCUUGAUUAUCCUCCUCUGUGUAACUUGGGGAUCAAGGGAGCUUAGAGGUUUUUAGAGGGAGACUAAGGACUGCUAUUUUAUUAGUCUUUCAGCUGCACUAGGUAGUUUUUCCAAUUGGCCUGGGUCCUAAGCAGUGUUUCUUACAUGAUAUAUAUAGGAAAUGCACUCACAAUUUUCAACAACUAACUUAAAACUCAUUUAGAGGAUCCAUCCCCAUAUGUAUUGAUUUUCCUUGACUUAAAACUAAGUUCAGUAUAUUCAAUCAUUUGUAUGUUUCAUAGACACGCACAGUUAUUGUGCUUUAAUUUGAAUCUGGAGAUGUCCAUUCCAAGCAUUAAUACAGUAAAAAUAAAUACCUUUUUCUCAUUUUUAGAAUCAUUCUUUAUGACCAAUUUUUCGUAUUUCAUGGAAUAAAUGCUUUUUUUAAUUCUUUUUUUUUUUUAAUGUUUAUUUUUGAGAGAGAGCACGAACAGGGGAGGGGCAGAGAGAGAGAGAGAGAGAGAGAGAGAGAGAGAGAGAGAGAGAGGAGACACAGAAUCCAAAGCAGGCUCCAGGCUCUGAGCUUUCAGCACAGAGCCCGAUGCAGGGCUGGAACCUAUGAACUGUGAGAUCAUGACCUGAGCCGAAGUCGGAUCCUUAAUUGACUGAGCCACGCAGGAGCCCCUGGAAUAAAUUAUUCUUUAUAAAUGUUUCUUGACACAUAUUACAGCAGAGCAUGUACUUGUUAAAGAUCCAUUAAAAAUGUUCAAUGUUACAUUGCUUGUUUAGAAGCAAUUUCUUAUGAGCAUUUUUGCAUAAUGGUAAAGUGGUUCCUUAGUGCCUAGUGGAUAUAGUUCUUUUUUUUUUAAAUUUUUUUUUAACGUUUAUUUACUUUUGAGACAGAGAGAGACAGAGCAUGAAUGGGGGAGGGUCAGAGAGAGAGAGGGAGACACAGAAUCUGAAACAGGCUCCAGGCUCUCAGCUGUCAGCACAGAGCCCGACGCGGGGCUUGAACUCAUGAACCGUGAGAUCAUGACCUGAGCCGAAGUUGGCCGCUUAACCGACUGAGCCACCCAGGCGCCCCCCCCCCCCCCCCCCGCCCAAUGGAUAUACUUCUAUAGUGUAGGUAGAAGGUUCUACAUAUUGCUUGCUAUCUUCCAGGUUUUGAUAACUCAUCAGGUUUUGAGAAGUCAUUGUUUCAGAGACAGAGAUGGAGGUUAGUGGAUUCAGGUUAGUAACGUUGCUCUUUGUUUUACUAUAUAUUGCAUUGUAGCAUAAUAUUUUGUUUGAUGAUGGAAAUUAUCAAAGAAUCAACCACAGAUUUAAGAGAUGUUUUGCGAUCUUCAGUGUGUAUUUGUGUAUUUAUGGAGUGCCUACUAGUUCUCUGUGGUAGGCAACAGUAAUACAAUUUACUUGGUUAACUGCAUUACUAAUGAAUGGAUGUAUCCAUUUGUAUCUAUCACCUCCUCUUUGCAUAAAAAAGUGGGUUAGGCUCCUAACUAAUAUCUGAAUAGCAAGCAAUCUGUAGUUUGCAAAGAGCUUUUACUUGUGUUUCUGUCCACCCUCGCAACUCAGUGGAAUUUUAGGUCCAGUAAUUUUAUGUCCAUUUUAGCAAUGAACUUGUCUCAGAUGAGAGAACUCACCGGUUGCAUCUUUUUAUUUUGCUCAGUGAUUUACUUUUUAUUUUAUUUUUUAAAGAUUUUUAAAAUGUUUAUUUUAGAGAGAGAGAG